AUGCAAUAAAAGUAAUAUCUACGUUAAAAUAUCUAAAAAGCGUUUACUCAAUAUUCUCAAAUGCCAUUAGAUACGUUAUUGGACGAAAAAAACUAUAUAGAGUUCUUAGAUUUUCUAGCUUAGAAAAAGUUUGAUAGAGAAAUUGGAUUAGAAUUAUUCAACACAUGUCCUAAAAAAUAAAAUAAAUUCAUAACUAUUGAUGAUUUUAUUGAUGUAUUUUUUAAGGCUGAAGAUGAAUUAGUAAGAUAGAUAUCAGUGGUAAACUAGAAAAUAAAUUCAUUAAAUGAAUAAAGAGAGGAUUUGUUAGUUAAAAUUUAAGAUGAUCAGUCAAAUCAUAAAGCAAUUUAUUAGCAGCAGUAAAAUCUUAUGUAAAUUAAGAUAGACGUUUAGAUGGCAUAAAUAGCAAGAUCUUCUUUUUAAGUGGAUAAUCAAGCAUAUUAUAUUUUAGCAGAAUGCUCAGGGUUAUCUAAAUCAACAGAACCAUCUUAAAAUUUUUAUUUUAAUCAAACUCUUUAAAUAUCAGUGAACCAUGAAGCAUAAUAUUUAAACCUUUAUCUAUUUCCUUCAUCAAAUUAAUAACCUCUUGGUCAAAUCUAAAUGAAUAUACAAAAUUUUCCUUAAGGAAAGGAUCUCCCUUUUCAGGAAUUUUUCCAGUCAUCUUCUGGUCAACAAAUCCCAAUUUUCUUAUAAUACAUCAUUAAUAUUUAGAAAUCUAAAUCAGGUUCAAAGUAUGAAGAUAAGUACAAUGAAAAGAGUUUAAAAAUAUAGGAAAAGGAAAAUUAACUCAAAGAAAUAGAUUCUAACCUUAAAACUCUUUAUCUCCUUAUUAGAAAUUUAGAUUAAAUAAACUCUAAAAAUGCCAACGAAGUAAAGGAUAUGGAGUAGUAUAUGAGAAUAAAUAAAAAUAUAGAAUAUUUAAAAAAUAGCCCAAACAAAUCUUAGCAGCUUUAAGAAGAAUUAAAAUCUAGAGAAUAGCUACUAAUGAGCAAAUCAAAUAAUAAAUCUGCAAACCAAUCGUAACUUCAAUAAGGUUUUAAUCACAGGAUAUUUUCCAAUAAAUAUGAACAAGACGAAGAGAACAAUUAAAAUAUAAACUAAAAAAAUUAAGAAAUUCCUUACAGUUAUGAUGAAAGAAUUUUAAUAAGAAAUUUUAAAAUAGCUAUUGGAAUUUUUUUAAUUAUUUCUAUUCUUUAAAAUUUUGAAAAACCUGCUUUCAUAGAAAUUGGUGCACUAUUAGGUUUUAUUAGCUUGUUGUGUACAGAUGAGUUAGACGAAUACUAUACUCUAUUUUUAAGUCUUCUCAUUAUAAUAUAGCUAUGUAUAGAUUUUGCAUGGACAAUGAUUUAUGACUUAACUGACUAUUAUGAGAGAUAUAAAGCUAUAGAUAAUGAAAACUAAAAAGUGCUUAUGAUAUUCUGUUAUAUUGUAAUGGUGGUAGGCUUUUUUUAUAAAUUUUUCUUCAUGCAUAUGGCAUUUAUUUAUUAUAACAAUAUUGCAGUUAAAUUAUAAGAAAUAAAAAGUAGAAACAUAAGUUGA
Tetrahymena thermophila SB210 is the source of this 1536-nucleotide messenger RNA. RefSeq names its product transmembrane protein, putative. The record is from RefSeq and is a predicted model, not a curated record. NCBI's taxonomy places the organism in Eukaryota, Ciliophora, Oligohymenophorea, Hymenostomatida, Tetrahymenidae. The transcript has 8 exons.